AUGAGCAAAACACCACCCACCGAGGCCGCGCCCGCCUACGAGGACCUGUUUCACGAGCGCGGUGCAAGCUCGCGCAACGGCUAUGCCAUGGUUGACCAGACAGAUGCGUUCGAUUCUCACACAGACGUGGAACAAGGCCAUCGCCACCACAGCGAACCUGUUGAGUUAGUGUCAGCAGUCGGUCAGGAGCACACUCAUUGUGCAGAAUGUGAUCGCCAACGAGAACGGAGGGAACGACGGGAGAGUACACAGAAAUCAUGUGGCAUGGUUGCAAAGACCUUCAUCAUGAUAGCGCUCUUCAUGAUGAUUUUGGGUGUUGUCAGUGUCCAGGCUUGGAAGGACGUUCGCAUGAAUAAGGGUCAUAAAUAG
Messenger RNA from Penicillium brevicompactum, 369 nucleotides. RefSeq lists its product as uncharacterized. The coding region runs from base 1 to 369 and encodes 122 amino acids. The transcript is spliced from 2 exons. The record is from RefSeq and is a predicted model, not a curated record. Lineage: Eukaryota; Fungi; Ascomycota; Eurotiomycetes; Eurotiales; Aspergillaceae.